Molecule: messenger RNA, 300 nt
Organism: Prorocentrum cordatum
Lineage: Eukaryota; Dinophyceae; Prorocentrales; Prorocentraceae
Source: the annotation of a GenBank genome assembly
AUGGCAGGCACCUCCUCCUCACCCUCCUCCUCUGCAAUGCUCGUCCUCGCCGCUUUCCUCCCUGCCAUGCCGCCCCCGCGCCAUCCACCUUCUCAUGGGCAGGCCACAGGGCCCGCGCCCUUGGCCUCUGGUAUAAUCAGCAUUGUCUCCGACGCGUGGUAUCUCUACGCAGGCCCCUGCCGCGACGACGUCUUGCCUUCGGGACGCGCCUCGACCGCCCAGGGCACAACGGGCACCGGGACGGUGCGCCCGACUCGAACAUCCCACGCGCUGUACAGUUUGCCAUGGCUCACCUCCUGA